Messenger RNA from Balaenoptera musculus (blue whale), 912 nucleotides. RefSeq names its product chromosome 13 C2orf73 homolog (gene CIMIP6). The transcript is spliced from 5 exons. The coding region runs from base 1 to 873 and encodes 290 amino acids. The record is from RefSeq and is a predicted model, not a curated record. Lineage: Eukaryota; Metazoa; Chordata; Mammalia; Artiodactyla; Balaenopteridae.
AUGGAGGGAAAGAAGGAUAAGCAGCAACAGCAUAAAAUAGAAGAUGCUGGUAUACUGUAUGUAACUGAAAAAAAAGAAGCGAAACAUGAAAAAAAGCCUGGAAAAAGUAUUCAACAUUCAAAACCAUGUUUUGGGAGAGGACAUGUAUAUUAUGCUAAAUUCAUUAACACAAAUGUAAGAACAUGCAAUGAACCAGUUCCCUACAUAGAUCCCAAAAACGAGCCAGAAGAUCAGGGUGACUGGUGGUCACAUGGUAAAGGACUGGAAAAUCCCUUCCAACCACCUUAUGACACUAAGAGCACCCAGAGGAGUGACUUUAAAAAACCAACAUGUCCAUUUGUUUCUCCAGUCAAGUACAGCAAGUUGCUAAAGCCUUCUUAUGGAAUAGUUCCACUUGCCUCUCCUGAUGCAUCAGCAGAACUCCAAAAGAAUUUUAUAGAACGCAUCUCUUUUUCACAUCAAUAUGAUGCCAGGAAAACACCCAAUGAGCCCAUCUGGGGAAAGCGACAUGGAGUUUUUGUGCAGACAGAGAUAAAACCAGGGAGGAGGCCAACAGUUCCUAAGAGAACAGAGGUAUUACUGAAUGCUCCAGGGUCAUGCUCAUCAGAACAGUCCAAAAAAACAGAGAAAGGAAACUCAGCGGAAAGCAAAAUGAUCUCACCCGGUCUCUGCCGACAAAAUUCCCAGGAGUUGUUAGAGACUAAAACUCACUUAUCAGAAACAGACGUCAGAGAGGCAGCCAACACAUGUCCCAGAAGUCUUGAGAGAAGGGAGAAGAUUGCAGACGUCUUUCAAAUAACUGCAGUAAAUGCUCUUCUCACCAGGCAUGAUCCUUUAAGUCCACCAAUAAAAAGUCAGGAUAAAUCAGGAUAAACUACCUUCUUCAAAUAAAAACAUAGUCCUUAGAAUGUA